GAACUGUUUUGAUGAGUGGUGUUAUUUUUCUCAUCAGAGGCGACAUUAUUCGCGUUUAUUUAUGACUGUCGGUCAGUUAAACCUCUGCUGGAUCUCUCUCGCGCUUCUCACUGUUGUCAUAGUGUUUGUCAUGUCUUCAAAGACCGGGGAAAAAUACAUUUCUGUAGAUUUUGAGAUAUUCGGGAAUGUUCAGGGUGUUUGUUUCAGAAUGGUAAGAAACAUCUGGGUAAAGCACACCCAGAAAGUAGUUGAACUUGCCAGUUGGUUUUUUACCUGCCAAGAUAAUAAAACCACGAUGUAUACAGAAGACGAGGGCAGGAAGUUAGGAGUGACCGGCUGGGUGAAGAACACGAGACAGGGAACUGUGAUUGGACAGGUUCAGGGACCCCCUGAGAAAGUCAAAGAAAUGAAGUAUUGGCUCAGUAAAGUGGGCAGUCCGAGUUCUCGAAUCCACCGUGCUGAGUUCUCCAAUGAGAGAGACAUCUCCAAACUGGAGAUUCAUGGAUUUGGCACUCGCUACUAAAACCCACCCAGUUUGUUCAGCAAAGUUUGAGUCCAGAGCAACAAACAAAAAGAUGUUCAUUUUACAGAUAAUCGACCAAUCCCAGGCCUCCUCCACACUCAUCAUGGUUCUGUUUCCAUGGCAAACCCAUCCACCCUCACAGAUGUCUCUUAAGGUGGCAUCUGUACCAGGAAUCAGUUUUAUGCUGUCGAGUUUAUUUCACUUUCUCUGGUCAUAAAAACUGCAUUUGCAAUGAUCCAUUGAAAAUAAUCUAGUCAAAACUGCCCUUAAACUGUGUCUCCGACUGAAUGUGUUCCCCCAGAGGCACAAAUGCGUUCUCCUCCGGGUCCCUUUUAUUCCCAGCAUGCAUCACUUCAGUAAAUCUGCAUGUGCUCUGGUUAGUGAGACAGGAAUCCUCUUAGCUGACAGUUGUGAGAUUAGAUCAGAGGCUUAGUUUGGGGUUAGUGUGUCUGUGAAUAGAUGCCAUGCUUUCAGACUGACCUUGGAUCAGUGUGCUAUACUCAAAUCCCAGCCUUAAGCAUUCUAAAAGAGUGGAAAAGUUGAUCUAGAAUCAGUAUGAAAUGACAAUAUCAGCACUGAUAGACUGUGAAGAGUUAAGAUCCGGUCCUCUGAUGGGACUCUCUCUUUGUUUGAGAUCUCUGUGUGUUUGUCCAGUGCAUUGUGUCAAAACUGCAGCUCUCAUUUACCCAUGAUGAAUUUACAGAGACUGGAGUGAACCAAACCCCAAAAUCUAUUUAGACACUUGACUCACAUUUAGAAAUGUCAUUGCAUUUGACACAUAUCAUGUCUUUCAUUUUAAAGAAAAAUAACACAAGAACAAAAAUAAGAGUUCUGAUAAUGAUACCAUGAGCAUCAAACACGAUUGUUUCCUCCUUCUUAUGUAAACCUCGUGCAUGUAAAAGACCGCUGGAAAACAGACCAAUCUCAACAUAACACAAACUGUGACAUUACAGUCCAGAUGUACACCACAACAUUAAAUUAAUUACAAUGUUGUUACAAUGCUAAUAACAAAGUUGUGACUUUUAAGUUAGCGUUAUAUGCUAGUUAAUGCUAUAUGCUAGUUAAUGCUAUAUGCUAGCGUUUAGGCUGAAGUUCUACUAUUGACGUUACAGUUACGUUUUGCAGGUCCAUACUGAAAAAAAACACAAACUUACCACUCAGAAACGUCCAUUAACAAUCUCCAAACAAUUGAUUAUUCCUCAAAAUCUGAUCCAGACUCAAACAUAAGAUCUGUUUACACACACACAGAGCGACUGAAAAAGAAACAGCCAAUCAGAACAGAGCUCAACAUUAUUAUUCAUGACUCUUUUAAAUAAGGUAAUAACAGACCAUUUCAUUAUAAAGACAAAUCCUAGGGUUGUAAAUGGACAUGAAAAACUGACUCUGGAUCAUUUUUGCACUUAAAAAAGCCACAAUGUAACAGAUUAUUACAAUAACUUUUAUGGCAUCUUUAAGCAAAACACUUCACAAUCAUUAUUUUGGGUGUUAUCUGAUGUUUAUAGUCCAUGUAAAGAUCUAUAGAUAGGACAUCUGUGUACAAACAAAUACUUUGUGAGUUCAGUUUUUAUCUCCCAGCCUGAUUUGCUAAGUUCAUGAAUCUAAGAAUCAGGUAAAACGCUUUUAAGUUUCCUAAAAGCUUAAAUUUUUAGAGUAUGGCUGAAUUGAUGAUGCUAUUGUGGUUAAAAUGGGUUUUAUUUUGAGUGUUUUUAGGUUCCUCUGUGACUUAAUAGACUUAAGGGUUAAAAUAAUUGGAUCAGGGUUCUUGUCUUUAAACAUGUUUGUCAAGCUCUUUAUUAGAUUUAAAACUGACCUGCUUAACAUUUAAUCUUACCCCACCUUUAAAGGGGACAUAUUAUGAAAAUCUGACUUUUUCCAUGUUUAACUGCUAUAAUUGUGUCCCUAGUGCUUCUAUCAAUCUAGAAAAUGUGAAAAAGAUCAACCCAGUAAUUUAGUUUUGAUAAACCAUUCUUUCCAAGCAUGUGAAAAAAUAGGUCAUUGUAAUUUGGCUCCUAUUGUGAUGUCAGAAUAGGAUAAUACCGCCCCCUUUAUCUGCACUAUCCAACCACAGCACUGCCAUUUAGUUCAGAGAGAAGAGAGUGAAAAGAAGGACUUGACAGCACAAUUGAGUUUCAAUUAUAACAAACCACCAUCAUUGUGAUCAGUGUUUGCACUUCAGCCGCUCAUUUGCAUUUUAAAUGACACACCCAAAACGGCACACUUUUGCUCGGACCUAGAUUAAGACUUAGUUUACAUCUUUAAAAAAAUCUCAUAAUAUGUCCCCUUUAAGCAUUAGAUAAUUUAUCUUGCAAACUAUGUUGCUCGUAAUUUUUCAUUUAUUUCAUUUAAUUUAUUAUUGAAUUAUUUUAACAAAAUGUAAUGACCAGUAUACUUGUAAUGUAAAACAAACUUGCAACUAAACAGAUAAUGACUUUUUGAUGAAUCCAUUACACUAAAAUUAUUAUCCGUUAUUCAUAAACAUUCAUAUGGUAAUUGUAAAAAGCAAACUUGUCAUGUUGAUAUUUUUUAUUAUUUUUUAUUUUGGAAAGUUGAAAGUGAUGUCACAUGACCUGUAGUGAUGUCACAUGACCUGUUGUCAUGUUGCCAGGCAACCGUUAGAAACUACAGCUCACACUGAGUGUAGAGAAACUUUAUUCUUCAUUUAAUGGAAAAGCAAAUGUACCAGCGAGCAGAAAUAUGUUUUCCUCGAAAGAAGAAGGUUUGGGGAUCCUCCCAGUGAGUAACGUCUAUUACUGUUCUGUUCUGUUUCUUCUUCUAGAGAUUCGCAUUCUAAUGUUCUCUUUUCCAGCUCCAACACCUUCAGAAUAUUUGAUGAAACCUUGCCAGAUCAUCUGGAUCCAGCUGAUGUCUAUCAGAACUACAAAUAUCCUACAAGAGAUCCAGAAGAGUAUGAGCUGUUAAAAAGCCACAACACCCCACAUCCUCUGAACGCCAAAUUCAUCAGGACAAACGUCAGAUUCCUUAAUGAACCCAUCGCUUACAUGGAGACGAGUCACACUAUGGAGGAACAGUGUCACAGAUUGUUGACGCGGGGAGUCGGCGGGGUCCGGCACAUUCCAGAAAGCAGCGGGGCCGCUGUUCCCCUCGGCAGGGACAGAAAACCUACUGAACUGAGAGAGAACAGAUGUGAGAGAGAAAGAGAGAAAGAAAGAGAGAGACUAUCCGUCCAGUAAGACCCCAGAGAUGAACGUUCCCACAGACUGAGCUGAGGGGAAUCCCACUACAGAGAAACUCUCAGAGCUCCAAACAUGAAUUUAUACAGAAUUUACAUCUCUGUUGUUACUUUGAAUCAACAAUCAAAACUUCUUCACCGGUUCAGAAGAACAAACUCUAAACUUUCACAUCUGUUUUGACAUCAUAUUUGAACACAUGAACUACAUUACACAUUAAUGAGGUUUUCUCUUGAGAUUUCAUGUGCAGAGAGGACAUUUACAUAAAAGUCUUAAAGACGAAAACAGCUUAAAUUUAAAGGUCAAAGAAAGAGUGAACAAUGGUCGUAAAACCCACUGAGAUACAAUAUCAGGGCUGCAAAAGCUCGACUGGCUUUAAGGGGACAUUUCACAAGAGUUUAUUAAGAUGUCAAAUAAAUAUUUGUUUUCCCCAGAGUACAUAUGUGAAGUUUUAGCACAAAAUACCCCACAGAUCAUUUAUUAUAACAUGUUCAAAUUGACACUUGGAUAGUGCAGAUUAAGGGCGGUAUUACCAUAAUAAGGUCCCCUUCUGACAUCACAAGGGGAGCCAAAUUUCAAUGAGCUAUUUUUCACAUGCUUGCAGAGAAUGGUUUGUCAAAACUAAGUUACUGGGUUGAUCUUUUUCUUAUCAGAUUUUCAUGUCCCCUUUAAGAAGAUAUCUGAGGAUAAAUAAUUGAAAUAUUAAAGUGAGAUUAUUUCUGUGGAGUGUCCAGAACCAACAGCACAUGUUCAUGUUAUUAAACAAACAGAAUCCAUGUGGAUGCACCUGUAGUCCUGAAACAAUAACAGACCCGACCAACAGGAAAUCCAUUCCGGUUUUUCCUGAAAAUCAUUCUUUAUGAAUUAUAAAUGUGUGAUGUCAUGCGUAUAAUGCUGCUGUGUGCUCUUCAACUGAUGGAGAAGAAUAUGCUGAUGUCUAAAGUGCUCUGCUUGCUUUUAUAAUAAUACUCUGUUUAUUGUCUGUAACAGGAUUGAUUCAUUAAGAUUACAAACCUUCACAUUA
Molecule: messenger RNA, 4735 nt
Organism: Paramisgurnus dabryanus
Lineage: Eukaryota; Metazoa; Chordata; Actinopteri; Cypriniformes; Cobitidae
Source: RefSeq, a predicted model, not a curated record